CGGGGAUGCUUUGAGAUGUUCGACACGAUGUGACAUUGUCAUAUCAUUUGUGAAAUGUUUCAAUGACACCGGUUUGUCCCUCCCGACCGGUAGUAAAUCGGGGUUCAUCUCUUCAUGUGUGAAGAAAUGACCGAGGUCCGGCAAGAAGGCAAAGACACGAUUAUCCUUGCUACUAAAGAGGAUCAUGCAACACCCAGUAGUGCGGAGCUUGUCGAGGAAGACCCCGAUGAUCCUUACGAAGAACGAGGCUUGAUUCUUCCCAGCGGGGAGAUUAACUGGACCUGCCCCUGCCUGGGUGGGAUGGCCGGUGGUCCCUGUGGGACGGAGUUUAAGGAGGCCUUCUCCUGUUUCCACUUCAGUAAAGAGGAAGUGAAAGGCUCGGAGUGCCUGGAUCCAUUCAGGGCCAUGCAGGAGUGCAUGCGGCGUUACCCGGACCUCAACUCGCGAGACGACGACAAGGUCCCAGAAGAAAGGGCCUCUAAAGAAGAGCAAGGCUCGGAAGAAACACCACCUGCUGGUUCCAAGUCCAGUGAUACCUCACUGGAAAGCUAAUAACUGGCCUCGCUAACAUGUUUGCAAACACUUUCACGCAUGAGACAGGCUACGUACACGUCACUUGUUCAAGAUGAGCCAUGAUGUCCUUCACGUGAUUUAUGAUUUACGUGUGCGGACUUAACACCUAACACAUGGAACACUCGGCUAGUGUGAGCAUACUGAAUCGCACCUAGGAGAGCAGCGUGCGUGGAAGAGGUGGUCUAGCUACGUCCAGCACCAUUCCAUAACCACGCAAAGAGAAUGACACUAACGGCAUCUCUCCUUGUAGGCUUGACUUUUUAACCAAGCAAACAGAAAUAAUAGAGUUGAAAUAAAAAACAAAACAAAAUUUUGUUUGUACAUUCCUAAGAACAAUUUUUAAAUAAAAAAAAUGCCAACAAAAAUAAUGUGAAAUUGUUUUAAAAAAAAAUUGCAAACAAAUUAUACAUUAUAUACCAAAAUAAAAAAAAAAAUACUGCUUUUGUUGACAAAAACAUUGUUUUCAUGAAAUUUUGUUGCAGUUUUAUGAGAACAAUUUGAUGAAUAAAAUAAAUUGUUCUCAUGAAUCUAAUACAUUUUGUUUUAGUUUCAUAGAAACAGUUGUUGUAAUAGAGUUGCAAAAAAUAUUUAUACCAAAAUUGUAUAUAUACAGUAUAUAUAUAGAAAAUACUGUUUUGUUUUUUUUUACAAAUUAAAAAAUGGAAUUAUACAUUUUCUUUGUAGUUUCACCAGAACAAUUUUUGGAUAAAAAGCAAAAAAGAUUUGCUAACAAAAUUAUAUA
Molecule: messenger RNA, 1315 nt
Organism: Dunckerocampus dactyliophorus (ringed pipefish)
Lineage: Eukaryota; Metazoa; Chordata; Actinopteri; Syngnathiformes; Syngnathidae
Product: mitochondrial intermembrane space import and assembly protein 40-A-like
Exons: 3
Coding region: 115-552 (145 amino acids)
Biological process (GO): protein import into mitochondrial intermembrane space
Cellular component (GO): mitochondrial intermembrane space
Molecular function (GO): protein-disulfide reductase activity
Source: RefSeq, a predicted model, not a curated record